UAGCGUACUCGUUGGAGAGGGCAUCCAACAAGAGGUGCAAAACGAAGGUUUCGUUAACAAAGCCCCCGUUUCGAAAGGGACUCUGCGGUGGCGAGCAUUGAGAGCAUGUUGCGGAUUCUCUGCCAUCGGGAUCUUGUUGGAUGUCAGGGAUUUCAACUCAUCCGCAGGCUGCAUGGACGAUUCUGGGUCGUACAACCCCUUCAGCUCACGGAGCGCCCUCAGGGGCGACUCAGCUCGCUUCAUUAUUGUCCUGUCUUUCUCGUCCUUGAGAGCUCCACGGAGGAAAUUCCACGCGUGGAAAGCGAGCUCUACUUUGUCGUGCGGGUAAAACCUGGACAGUUGGACCUUGCUCUGCCCACUGUUAACGGGGAUCUCCGCCCCCCCCUCCUCGUAAAGCUCAAGAAGGUUUGCUGCGUUCGCUGCCAUCAAAAAAUCCUCUAGCCACGAAGAAAACUCUUGGCGUCUCCGCUGAACGUGGGCGCUGUGUACUUCACGCUUUGGUAUCCCACGCUCGCACUACCGAAGACAGCAGCACCACUUCCCAUGGCGCUGCUGAAACAAGCUUGAUUGUGAGCAGCGGCUACUCUCACCUCUUGGGGGUCUGAACCCCCUACUUCGCCGCUGUGUCGUCCCGAAGGACCAGACUCUCGUCGCAGGUCCGCUGCCUGCGCGCUCCCGUCGUACUGCACGGUCCCAAAAUGACCUGCAGUGCUUGUGGCGACGCUCUCCACGGCGCCGCCGCUUUCAGCGGCGCCCUCCGUGGCACCGCCGGACUUCUCCUCUAUACGUGCAGCAAGUCCUCCGACCAGCUGCACCAGCUGGCCCAUUUGCUGUGUCAGCGAACUGAUCUCAGACCGCAUGCUGUCGAUCUGCUCGCUGCUAUUGGUGUCUCCUGCCUGCGAGCCGUCCGGAGUGGUCCCUCCGGUUCUGCGGCCCGCCAUCCCUAAUGGACUCCCUCGAGGGAAUAAACACUAGUGUGUUGGUAUGUCCGUACUUGGGAGGAGAAGACACGCUUUAACUCUCUCUGAUUAGGCACCCGCGGGAGCGAGGAAAGGAAGGGAAGAAGUGGCCCUCCCGAAUUCGGGGAAGGGGGCCCACACAUAGUAGCCUUUUUCAGGCAUACGCAUGCUCCUGUCUACGUACCCCCCCGUGCUGCUAGCAGAUCUACCAUGCUCGUAUCCAGACACACGAACAAUCGCACUCGGUACAGUCGUUCUAUUGCACAAAGAGAGGUUAGCGUGUGUGCAUCGCUGCGUGAGAGGGCUAGAAUACCUCUCAGGAGCAGCAAUUCCCUUUCUGGCACCAGAAGCAGUGCCUCGAUCGGGAGCCCUCUGAUACUUGCUGAUUCCACGCAUUAGACCUCCACCGCUACGUGCUAACGACUCGUUACAUGGUGUACAAUCGAUGAGCACGCACUCGCGUGCGUGUGAGUUCUGUUGUUAUAUGCUUGUAUCCCUUUGCCGCCCUGCUGCUUCGCUGUGUUCCCUUACAAAAUCACGGCCGGCUGCUGUGGCCGUUCCAUGAAAUUCGUCCUGUAUUUGGCUCUGACCAGGUGGCGCCUUGUGCGUCGGUCGCUUUGUGUUAACUUCCCCUCGGACCCGGUUGCACCUUUCGCUGCAAGCUGCGGUUACAGUUCCUGCGCCUUUCGCGGCAUGUUGACUUUCCUUCUGUGCUCUUUGUCGCUCUUCACGCAUUUCUGAACUACGCUGGGUGCGUACGGCGCAACUCGUACGCCGUGCACAGGGCGUUGUUUUUCAUCUUUUAACUCCUUGAAACGUUUGUUUCCCUUUGUCCCUCUAUGUUCUUGGCUGUUGGUUAGCUGUGCGCCUGGUAUGUGCGCCCCGCCGCGCGUUGUUUUGUGGCAUUGCGAUGCACUUGGUGAGUGCGUCCUUCUAGGCCCUAUUUAGCAUAUGUUAUUCUUGUUUAUGUAUUUGUCUUCCUUCAUCUAAUCGCUGUGAGCGCGUUUUAUCUGUACGCCGUCGCUGCCGGUUGUGCGCGGUUGCGUCUUGUGAAUCCGGUGCGCCUUGCGUCGGCCGGGGCGCUGCUGCUCGUACGAACGUCGCUGCUGUGCGUCUGCCACUUUCGAUCGAAGCCGGCCCUCCCCGAGCGCGCCAUGUUCGCCGACGGGGGGGGGAGGUGCUUUCAGCACGGGGGGAGUUGCCCCUAAACGCGGCAGUGGACACAGGGACCACGGCGAGCGGUUCACCGGGCGCUAUGCGUGCCGAAGGGCCCGGGUUUGCUCGUUCGACGCCAGCAGGAGGAUACCCUUUGGGGUCAGGUUCGGGAGGAUCUAGAGAAGGGUGCAGCUCAGGCUACGGUGUGGAUGGUUGGGGGGUUCUGAGUUAUGAGGUUGAGAGCUGCAAGCCCAGGCUUCUGAUGUCGACCCCCAAAUGCAUGGUGGCCAAUAUUCUCGAUGUAAUCCACACAUGACAUGAACUACAAGAGUCAGACUACCGUUGUCACGAAUUCGUGAUUACUUCAUUGACCCGAAUCCGAUUCCGGCCGCUCUAGCGACUUUUGGCCAGAGCCACUGGGCACCUUGAGUGUUCCUUUCGAUGCUUUGGGAGGAAACGCACGUCUCACGUGUGAUGUUCUUUUUCUUUGGUUUCUUGCAACCCGU
This is a messenger RNA of Ectocarpus sp. CCAP 1310/34, 2620 nucleotides long. Lineage: Eukaryota; Phaeophyceae; Ectocarpales; Ectocarpaceae. The record is from the annotation of a GenBank genome assembly.